Molecule: messenger RNA, 1026 nt
Organism: Neomonachus schauinslandi (Hawaiian monk seal)
Lineage: Eukaryota; Metazoa; Chordata; Mammalia; Carnivora; Phocidae
Product: elongation factor 1-alpha 1-like
Exons: 3
Coding region: 1-1026 (341 amino acids)
Biological process (GO): translation; translational elongation
Molecular function (GO): GTPase activity; translation elongation factor activity; GTP binding
Source: RefSeq, a predicted model, not a curated record
AUGGGAAAGGAAAAGACUCAUGUCAACAUCAUCAUCAUUGGACAUGUAGAUUCAGGCAAGUCCACCACUACUGGUCAUCUGAUCUACAAAUGUGGUGGGAUCAACCAAAGAACUAUCAAAAAGUUUAAGAAGGAGGCUGCUGAGGUGGGAAAGGGCUCCUUCAAGUAUGCCUGGGUCUUAGAUAAACUGAAAGUUGAACGUGAAUGUGGUAUCACCACUGAUAUCUUCCUGAGGAAAUUUGAGACCAGCAAGUAUUACAUGACCAUCAUUGAUGCCCUAGGACACCAAGACUUUAUCAAAAACGUGACUACAGGCACAUCUUGGGUUGACCGUGCUGUCCCAAUUGUUGCUGCUGGUAUUGGUGAAUUUGAAGCAGGUAUCUCCGAGAAUGGGCAGGCCCACAAGUAUGCCCUUCUGGCUUACACACUGGAUGUGAAACAACUAAUUGUUGAUGUUAACAAAAUGGAUUCCACUAAGCCACCCUAUAGCCAGAAGAGAUACCAGGAAAUCAUUAAGGAAGUCAGCACCUACAUUAAGAAAAUUGGCUCCAACCCUGACAGAGUAGCAUUUAUGCCAGUUUCUGGUUGGAAUGGUGACAACAUGCUGGAGCCAAGUGCUAAUGUGCCUUGGUUUGAGGGAUGGAAAGUCACCAUAAAGAUGGACAUCUACAAAAUGGGUAGGCUGAGUGGAGACUGGAGUCUUAAACCUGGCAUGGGGGUCACCUUUGCUCCAGUCAAUGUUACAACUGAAGUCAAGUGUGUUAAAAUGCACUAUGAAGCUUUGAGUGAGGCUCUUCCUGGGGACAAUGUGGGCUUCAAUGUCAAGAACAUAUCUGUCAGAGGGCACCUGGCUCACAUUGCUUGCAAGUUUGCUCAGCUGAAGGAGAUUGAUUGUUCUGGAAAAAAGCUGGAAGAUGGCCCCACAUUCUUGAAAUCUGGUGAUGCUGCCAUCAUUGAUAUGGUUCCUGGCACUUUGAGGGCUUCUCUAACUAUCCUCCUUGGGGCCGUUUUGCUGUUUGUGACAUGA